AACGCACCGGAGUGUUCUGGGACUAGACGAUUAUUGUCACGUUGUUUACAUGUUUGUUUCCGUUUGUUUAUGAUGUCUUCGACACUUGACCAAGUUCAAAAUGUUGAUAUAGACAGCAAAGGUCGAUUUAAAUAUAUUUUAGUGAAGAUAAAAGAUGGCAGUCAUCAUAAAUACAUUGUACGAGGAUAUGGCAGAGCAGGAUUUCAUGGUAUGUGCUAGUUGCCAGAGUCUGGUCAGCCAGACUGCUAUUAAAAUGUCACCUGUUGCAAUUUGCCCCAUUAAUUAAACAGGGCCUCAAUAUAUUAAAUAUUCGAAAUAUCAGAAUUAUACGUAUAAUAAGCCUUCACUCCAAACAUCGUUUUCAACCCAUUGAAUGUCAGCGCUCUCCAAUUGAUGAGUAAAAUCAUCUGCCAUUAAUGGACUGAGUAGAAUAAUAAGUAGGGCACAAUGUAACUUAAUGGGUUAACUAGACACAGGCAGAUAGUUUGAUUAUAUAACCCAUUGAGCACUGGUUAAUUGAGCACCGGCGCUCUCCCCUUGACGAUUAAAAUUGUCUGGCAUAACAUUAGACCAUAGCCUAUCGAAGGGAAGAUGGCUGUGAAACUCAUUAGAAUAACAAUAUAACUCAUUAUGUUAGUCAACGUUUAUUCAUAAAUCUGGUCGUUUCACUGUCAUGUGUGUAUUGUAUUUUUACCAAAUCUACCAAUAGCAAUUUCCAGUUUCCCUAUUGUUUGAGUGACAGAUAGGUGACUUUCUUAAAACAUUGCUAUUGGUUAGUUGGGCAAGAAUACAAUACACAUGUGACGGUGAAGGACCAGAUUUAGGCCACUAUUUGUUGCAUAUUAGUUUCUCAUCCGGGGCUUCACCUAAAGUUGAUGCGGGCGGGCGGGCCAUUACCAUUAUGCCAUUAUUUAUAGCAUUGCAAAACAGCACAAAAUUAGUGAAUGCAACUGAAACCAUGUUUUCAUAUUAAAAACAUGACCGCUCCACAGCCCGAGCGCGGGUAAAAGACCCUGGCUUGCGAGGUUGCAUGACCACAUGUGAAAUAAUCGCAGAAUAGAGAAAUAAUUUUGUAGCCAAGUCGUCUCGCGUUUUUUCCCUGCUCCUGGCUUCCGGUAGAACUUUUACGUAAAUGCGAGAGAAACUGGCAGUUUUGGUAUGAAAUUUCGUAUCUUAACUGAAACUUUUGGUUUGGGAACGUUUCUAAUUGUCUUUCUUUCAAAUAUCAUUUUGAAGACAUCACAAAAUUUAUAAUAAUGGUCAAAAAUGGCAAUCAUGGUAAUAAUGGCGAACAUUAGACCAUUUUCUUAAAAAGCAUGCGGGCGGGAUGAGAAACUAAUAUACAACAAAUAGUGGCCUUAUGAAUAAACGUUGACCAACAUAGAUAACGAGUUAUAUUGUUAUUCUAAUGAGUUUCAAAGCCAUCUUCCCUUCGAUAGGCUAUGAUUAUACAGAGCGAAAUAAUAAAUAGGGGUGGCUUUUCACUGCUAGUUCCAACAUAGAACCUUACUGAUACUACCUACACUGGACCCCAUGUUUGAGAUAUCUUUUUCAGGUUGUUCUGAUACAAACCUCUGCAGUAGAUUAUUGUACUGCAGAAUACUGCCUACGGACGUCGAUUUUUAAGACAACUCUGUUAGGACAGGUUUAACCCAUUCCUGCAUUGCACCAUAAUGCACCCUACUUUAUUCUUUCUAAUGCCAGACAAUUUCACUUGUCAAGGGGACAGCUUCGGCAUUCUAUGGGUUAAUCAGACUAUUAAGCUGCAUUGCACCCUACACUCUACUGUUUUAUCCUGUCUAAUGCCAUGCAGUUUUACCUGUCAAGGUGGUAGCAGCACUGGCAUUCAAUAGGUUUCAUGAUAAUAAUGCCUAACAGGUUAUACCUAGCAGAGUAACAAUGUGAGAACCACAUUAAAUACUAACUUGCAAUUAUUCCAUUUUUUAAAUUAACAACAGCUGAUAUUUAUGAUGAAAUAUUACCAGAGCUACAACGUCUUGGCUUACAUUCAGACUGUGUUGGAGGCGGCCGCAUAGAACACAAUAGUGACAUCGGAACGAUUCUUGUAUAUGGAUAUUCUAUUGUGAGUACUUUUACAUCAUUCCACUUUUUAAGUUCUAGUAUUACUCCACUAGGCUUCUUCAUGACGAGUAAAAUCAUCUGGUGUUAGAGAGUUUAAAUAAUAAUGACAAAGUAGAGUCCAUUGGGGUGCAAUGCAAUCUAAUGGGUUUACUAUGGGCAGUACUAUGGUCAACGUGGUUGUUUGCAAUUCAUGAUCCCUUUCAGAGAGGUUGUAAAUGCAGUGAUAUACAAUUGACAUUUGGUUGAGAUGCAACAUUGGUGUCUGCUUACAAGAGGUGUCCGUUUAUGAGAGGUGUCCCGUGUCCGCUUAUGAGAGGUGUCCGCUUACAAGAGGUGUCCACUUACAGGGGGUGUUGUGAAUUGAGUUUUGACUGCAUUUCUUUCUUUAACAACUACUGCAACAACUUAACCCACUGAAAUGCAAGACUCUUCUUCCUUGACAAGUAAAAUCACCUGGUGUUAGACAGAGUAAAAUGAUCAAGUAGGCUGCAUUUGGUCACAUUGCAACUUAGUGAGUUAAUUUAAUCAAAGUUACUUUCACUGCGUAAUUUUCUGUGUUUCUUAAAUUUCAGGGUUUUGGCCGAGCUGAUCAUUCAAUCUCAACAGAAAUUCUUAAGAACUAUUUUCCAGCAUAUAAAUCUAUAACAUUUUCUAAUGAGGGCUAUUAGACUGUGGAAUAACUACAAAAUGUAAUAUUAAUUUGUUAAAAUUAGUGUAAAAUACUAAAAUACAUGGAAUAAAUGUAAGUUUAUAUUCAUUUGUGACAACAAAAUUGCAUUGCUGUACAAAACCUCACACAACAUCAGCAGGGUUCGAAUUAGUUGAGGAAAAAUGAUGUGCAACUUUUUUUUUAAAAAUGUGGCUCUAAAUUUUUAUAAAAUAGGUUCAUGAUCAUUGUCUUACAGCUAGCUACUCAGUCAAACAUCUACUCAAUCAAACUGCGAUAAUUCAAUGAUUUGAAUACUUUUUAAACAUUGUUUGCCAUCUCUGAUAUACAAACCUAACACAUAACAUUAAUCAGUCUUGUGACUGUCAUGGUGGCUAAAAUUUGACACCUUCUAGACACCUUCCAGUCUGCAAACGGACAUGCAAGUGUGCAUGCAAAAGCACUAGUCUUGUUAACUUGUUUAUAAAUUAUAAGACAACAGCUAGAUUGACUUUGAGUCUAUAAAUGUGGAUGGAUGAUCGUUUAGAAAAGUGAUAUGCAAUUUUCACCAUUUGGUCCAAAACGAUGUGCAAAUUGCACAUUGCACACUUAUCUGUUAAUUCGAACCCUCACAUGUACUGUAUAUAUCGCUACUCUACAUACAUCACUGUAGUAUGUUGUAAUAUUUCCUAAGCUGCAUUAAUUAUUUCACAUUACUUAAAACUUCACACAACACAUAUACUGUACAACAUACAUUGACUGUGAGUCAUAAAACGCUGCCAUUUUAUUGCUGAGUAUCUGAUUUAGCUUGUUUAACAGGUGGUUCUUCUUUUGUCUUGUUGUCUUGUCUUCCUCUUUUCAUAUUGCCACGAUAUGGCUUCUUUCCUCCUGUAAUAUACAG
This is a messenger RNA of Paramuricea clavata, 3629 nucleotides long. The record is from the annotation of a GenBank genome assembly. Lineage: Eukaryota; Metazoa; Cnidaria; Anthozoa; Malacalcyonacea; Plexauridae.